Molecule: messenger RNA, 2916 nt
Organism: Wallemia mellicola CBS 633.66
Lineage: Eukaryota; Fungi; Basidiomycota; Wallemiomycetes; Wallemiales; Wallemiaceae
Exons: 6
Coding region: 1-2916 (971 amino acids)
Biological process (GO): translation reinitiation; formation of cytoplasmic translation initiation complex
Cellular component (GO): eukaryotic translation initiation factor 3 complex, eIF3m; multi-eIF complex; eukaryotic translation initiation factor 3 complex, eIF3e
Molecular function (GO): mRNA binding; translation initiation factor activity
Source: RefSeq, a predicted model, not a curated record
AUGAUGAAAGCUCCUUACACCCGCCCUGAGACCGUUUUAAAGAGGGCUGAGGAGCUCGUUGCUGUCAAUCAGCACACAGCUGCACUCCAGUCACUUCAAGAAAUCUUCACUUCAAAGCGUUUCAGGUCAACUCCUUUAACUAGUUUAGAGCCAAUUAUGCUCAGAUUCGUUGAAUUAUGCGUAACUUUGCGUAAAACUAGAUCUGCAAAGGAUGGUUUACUUCAAUACAAGAACAUUUCACAAAACCUCAGCGUUCAAUCAAUCGAAUUGGUUUUGAAGCGCUUUUUGCAAUUAUCUGAGGACAAAGUUAUUGAAGCUAAGCGUACUGUUGACUUUUUACAUCCUGAACCUCAAGAUUCCACCGUCGCCGUUGACGAUUUGGAAGCCGCUGAGACCCCUGAGUCAAUCCUUAUGAGCGCUGUCUCCUCAGACCAAAACAGAGAUAGAACUGAGAGAGCCGUCGUCACUCCAUGGUUGAAAUACCUCUGGGAUGCUUACCGUACUGCACUUGACACUCUCCGUAACAACGCACGUCUUGAAAUUCUUUAUCAGCAAAUUGCUAAUGAGGCUUUCAAAUUCUGUCUUCAAUAUUCACGUAAGACCGAAUUUAGACGUCUUUGCGAGUUACUCAGAUCACAUGUCGCAAAUGUCUCAAAGUAUGCUCAUCAAGCUCAUUCUAUCAACCUCACUGAUACUGAAACACUUCAACGUCACUUGGAUACUCGUUUCGCUCAACUUUCAGCUGCAGUUGACUUGGAAUUAUGGCAAGAAGCUUUCAGAUCAGUUGAAGAUAUUCACAACUUACUUGUUAUGGCUAAGAAAGCUCCAAAGUCAGCAAUAAUGGCAGAAUAUUACGAGAAGUUAACUAGAAUUUUCUUGGUUGCUGACAACCGUCUGUUCCAUGCUGCUGCUUUUUCACGUUACUACGGAUUAGCUCAAUUCACAGUUGCAGACGAUGCUCAACAUGAGAAGCUUUCAGAUUACGUCCUUCUCUCAGCUCUCGCUGUUCCAGUUCAUAGUUCAUCAACUGAGGAUGCAGUACGUGCUAACCAAAAGUUGUCAUCAAUCUUGAGUCUUCAGAAGGUUCCAACUAGAGGUUCACUCCUUAAGGAUGCUAUUACAAAAGGUGUACUUAAGCGUGCUUCAGCUGAUGUUCGUAUGCUUUACCAACUUCUGGAAGCUGACUUCCAUCCACUCAACGUUUGCGAAGCUAUUGCACCAGUAAUAGCCUCAAUCAGCAAGAACGAAGACACAAAAAAAUAUGUUGAACCAUUACAAAAUGUCGUUCUCACUAGAGUGUUCGAACAACUUGCUCAACUUUAUGAUAACGUUGAAAUUACAUACGUUCUCAACCUCGUUAAGCCACUUGGUAGAAACUCUGAAAAGGAAGUUGAGAAAUUCGUUAUUGGCUCAUGCGCAAUUGGUGGUCUUAAAGUUCGUAUCGAUCAUGUCAAAAAGAGCAUCGCUUUCCAAGAGGACAUUUUCGCACACUCAAAGGCUAAUGAAGUUGCAACUGAAGAAUCAUCAAAACUUCAACCAACUCCUGCUGACUUGGUUCGCUAUCAAUACGCUCGCUUAAGUGAUGUGCUUCAACAGACAAUCUACACGAUUGAUAAGCCGUCAAUUGAGAAAGCACAGAAGCAACAAGAAGAUGCAUUUGCGUAUGCUUUGGCUAACAUGGAAGAAGAGCGUAAGCAUUACUUGUACAGACGUGCUAUUGUGACUAGACGUCGUGAAUUGGCUGAAGAGGACUCUGCACGUCGCGAGAAAGAAGACAGUGAGGCUAGAGCACAACGUGCUAAACUCGCCGCUGCUGAACAGACCAAGCGUGAGCAAGAAGAGGGUAUCCGUAAGGAACAAGAACGUAUACGUCGUGAAAUGGAGCAAAUCCGUAUUGAUGAGGCUAAGAAACUUGCUCAAAACUUGGCCGAGAAGUCUGGCUUAAAGGUUGAUGUAAAUAAUGUCGAUGAACUUGACACAAAUAAACUUGUCGCUCUUCAAGUCGAGCACCACAAGAAGGAACAAGAUCAAAUGUCAGAGAAAUUAAGAGUCAUGUUCAAGCGUAUGGAUCAUCUCGAAAGAGCCUUCAGACGUGAAGAAAAGCCUCUUCUCGCGAAAGACUUCGAAGAUCAACAAAAGAAUGAUAAAGCAAUGUACGAUACUAAAGUUAAAGAGACUAACAGGUUAGCAAAGGAGACAUUCGAUCAAACUUUGGCAAAUAAGCAACGUCUCCAAAGAAUCGGACCAUCGUAUCAAUCGUACAAAUCUGAAUUGGAAGCUAAAUUUAGCAACCAACGUAAGGAGGCUCAACGUAAGGCUGAUGAGGCAAUCCAAAAGGAGAUCUCUGAACGUCGUGAGAAGGUAGCUGAACAAAAGAGACUCGAGAAGGAACAUGAAGAGGCUCAAAAGGCAGUCGCUCAAGCUCAAGAAGCUGAGCGUGCACAAGCCGAAGAAAAUGAACGCAAGAAGCGUGAAGCACUAAUGGCAGAUAAGGAGCGUAGCGAACUUGAAGCUUCACAACGUAGAGCUGAGAGAGAAGAAGAGCGUAGGAAGACUGAAGAAUUUGCCAGAAAGCAAGCAGAACGUGAAGAGGCGGCUAUGAAGAAGCAACGCGAGACAACAUUCCAGAAGACAGGCAGUGUCUGGGGAAGCGGUGCUCGUCCAACUCCAUCUGGCGGAUCAACUGGCUCAGCUCCACAGCCUGGUGGUUGGUUAGCUGCUAGACGUCAAGCUAUGGCAGAAGGUAAGAUCCCAACGAGGCCAUCAGGAGCUGCACCACCACCAAAUCCUAAUUCAAGACCACCACCUGGUAGAGGUGGUGACGAGAAGCCAAGUGCAUUCGGAAAUAUGAGGAGAACUGGUAGCAACACACCACCAAGUUCAGCGCCACCUCCAAACCCACAAAGAAGAUGGUAA